AUGUCGCCGAGAAGAUCGGGCAUAUCCCGUAUAUGGAAACUCUUCUCUCCAGUUGAAAAACGCAACAUUCUUGUUUAUGUUGUUGGUAUUAUGUUAUAUAAAUUCGGUCUUGAAGCUUUCAAUGGUUCAAUAGUAACAUUAGCAGCGAAUCGAUAUGAUCAAGAAGCAUAUCAUAGUAAUUCGACGAUACGAACAUUUGAACGAGUUGGGUUAAUAUCUGGACUUAAUCAAGCGUUUCAGUGCAUUGGUUCCAUUCUUAUUGCACCAUUAGCAAAACGUUGGCCAACGCGAACAGUUCUCUCGGUUUCGAUCUUCGUUUUUGCAAUUUUCAGUGCCAUCUUAAUGAUCGUUGAUGCAGCUACAGGUGGUUACAUACGGCCGAAAGACUUCGUUCCAAUGGACGAACACGACUUUCGAUAUUAUGGAAAGUACAACACCAACGGAAUCAUACCUAUUUACUGUAUAACAGGAAUAGCAUUUGGUAUGGUUGAAUUAAUCCGACGAGUUAUCCCUCGAGAUAUCGUAGGCGAUCAUCCGGAAAAACUACAGAAAAUGGAUGCUCUUGUUCAUAUUUUCUAUGAAAUAGCAGGUGUUAGCGGAGCUUUCGCUACGGGUCUCGGCUUGAUACCUCGUUUGGGGAACAACUACUCAUUUAUUAUCACUCCGAUAUUAUUCAUAUUAGCGGCUAUUGUUUGGCUAUUUAUUAGUUCGGUUGGUUUAGCUGUUGACAACACAGGAACUGAUGAGAUGACACCUGUCGCCGAUAAUAUCGAAUCAGGCUAUUUGAAAUCGAUCGUGAACGGUUUCGUUCUUUUCGUUCAGUCGUUUUGUAUUGGAGCGAAGAUUAUUUUCACACAUCGAAAAUUUAUCUGGAUCUGGAGUUGUUAUGCAUUGACUUUAUAUGCGCAUCGCUAUCUUGAAAAUGGCAUUGCUCCACAAAUAGCCAAACGUUAUCUCGAACAGUCCGAAUGGUCGCAAAUUAUCGUCGGUGCAUCGAAUUUCGGUGAAUUACUCGGUGCUGUAUUUGUUUUUAUAUUUGGAAAUUUCAUCAAAACUCCUCUUCCAUGGUCUCGAUUAGAUGCAAUAAUCAUUCUUCUCGUUUGGUACAUUCCUUUCUAUUAUCCAAUUGCGAAUAAUGUGAAAUAUGCUUGGAUUAUUGCCGCAACUUACAUUCCAAUUGGAUUUGGUUCUGCUGCCGAUGACAUUGCAUUAAAUUCAUUUAUCCAAUCAUCCUUAAGCGGAUUAGAAUCUAAACAUAAGAAUAUUUCAGCAUUAGGUGCUGUAGCAUCAUUUCUCUAUUCCUCCUAUAUCAUUAUUUAUGCUAUUCUAAAUCCAACUUUGGGACUUUAUAUCGAUCGUGUCUAUGAUAGAACGGAUUCUGUUCGAUCAGCAUUUCUUUAUACAGUUGCUGUACAAAUGACAAUUAUCUCUGUAAUAGUACUUGUAUCCACAUUAAUACCAAAAGGUGCAUUGGCUUGCAAUCCAACAUUGAUUCCAGACGAGGAUUUGGAUAUCAUCAGUACUUCAAAAGAAUCCUCGAUUGAAACCAAUGAUCGUGGACACAUUCUGAAAAGAAAAAAUCAGCAGAAAGUCUCGCCUGAAUUAGUUACACAUUUUUGA
Molecule: messenger RNA, 1620 nt
Organism: Adineta ricciae
Lineage: Eukaryota; Metazoa; Rotifera; Eurotatoria; Adinetida; Adinetidae
Source: the annotation of a GenBank genome assembly